Molecule: messenger RNA, 5086 nt
Organism: Mercenaria mercenaria
Lineage: Eukaryota; Metazoa; Mollusca; Bivalvia; Venerida; Veneridae
Exons: 5
Coding region: 1038-2078 (346 amino acids)
Source: RefSeq, a predicted model, not a curated record
UUGUUCUCACGUUACCGGUUUAAUCAAAUCAUUACCUGGGCUAAAAUUUCCACAACUUUGUGUGUCCUGCAGAACAAAGCUACACCAGUAUCCCAUAGCAAUGGAAUGACAUCCUCAGACUGAUGAAGUAACCAGUGCUACCUGGUUGUUAUGUGAACCACUUAGGAUAGAAAACUGAAGCCUUUAGAGUGCCGCAUAUGUUAAUUUCAAAAUUCCCAGAUGAACAACAUUAGAUUUAGACAAUUUGGCAACGGGCUGCUGUUUGAACAGAGUUUGGGUGUUAGUAGUAACGCAGUCUUUGGCCCUGUUCCUUUAGGAUCUUUUCUCAGUUACCAGAGAUCAGUUGUUGGAUUUCAUGGAAGAAGAACGUAUCCUGGUAUAACACCUGUGGCACCAAACAGAGGCCGAAAAAAGGAAAAGGUAGUGAACUUGAAGACAAUACAAAUAUAGGUAACGCAGGCAGUUGCUGAGGCUCACCUUGGAGGAAUGAGUCCUGAACUUACCAGAUAUGUCAGAGAAUAGCAGAUCUCAGAAGCUGCAGAAGAUGUACCCAUUAUUCAUAAAACCAGAAUUUAUUGAUGACACUGGGCGGAAUGUAGCUCAGGAGCAUAAAGGCCUAGUAGACAGGACAUUCUGGACAAUGACUAGGAAAAUAAGAGACAAAAUGGCAUUCCUUUCAUUCAUCAAGGACAAAGUGUUGCUGAAGUGCUCCCCAGCUGGCCGGGCUGAGGUCAUACUGUCAUGGAGUCGUACUGUUUGGUGGAUGAGGCAUAUCUAAGUACAUGUAACCUGAAUCGAUCCUUGCUGUUGAACAGAAGUUGCAAGAACUUAUCCAUGACAACACUAAACAAAGCAAUGAAGUCAUACCAGUCAUUCAUAGAUGCUGUGCCUGAGGAAAAUAUAUUGUAGAACCAGAAAUUUUUGCUAUCUUUCCAGUAAGUGUCACAGAAAAAAAACAUGUUGUGACAGGACUUUAGUGGUUCAAUAUUGAAAUGAAAAUGACAAAAGAAUAUUUAAAAAAAUGAGGAAAUCAUUUUAUGCUACUACAUGUAGAGAAUAGAAAACUGUUCAGUUUUAUUUCCAAGAGUAAACAUAUAGCUCUGUUCAGUUUUAUUUUUGAGAGUGUACAUAUAACUCUGUUCUGUUUUAUUUUUGAGAGUAUACAUAUAGCUCUGUUCAGUUUUAUUUUUGAGAAUAUACAUAUAGCUCUGUUCAGUUCUAUUUUUGAGAGUAUACAUAUAGCUCUGUUCAGUUUUAUUUCCAAGAGUAAACAUAUAGCUCUGUUCAGUUUUAUUUUUGAGAAUAUACAUAUAGCUCUGUUCAGUUUUAUUUUCGAGAAUAUACAUAUAGCUCUGUUCAGUUUUAUUUCCGAGAGUAUACAUAUAGCUCUGUUCAGUUUUAUUUUUAAGUGUGUAAAUAUAGCUCUGUUCAGUUUUAUUUUUGAGUGUGUAAAUUUAGCUCUGUUCAGUUACAUUUCCAAGAGUAAACAUAUAGCUCUGUUCAGUUUUAUUUUUGAGAAUAUACAUAUAGCUCUGUUCAGUUUUAUUUUUGAGAGUAUACAUAUAGCUCUGUUCAGUUUUAUUUCCAAGAGUAAACAUAUAGCUCUGUUCAGUUUUAUUUUUGAGAAUAUACAUAUAGCUCUGUUCAGUUUUAUUUUCGAGAAUAUACAUAUAGCUCUGUUCAGUUUUAUUUCCGAGAGUAUACAUAUAGCUCUGUUCAGUUUUAUUUUUGAGUGUGUAAAUAUAGCUCUGUUCAGUUUUAUUUUUGAGUGUGUUAAUAUAGCUCUGUUCAAUUUUUUUUCCAAAAGUGUAAAUAAAGCUCUGUUCAGUUUUAUUUCUGAGUGUGUAAAUGUAGCUCUGUUCAGUUACAUUUCAGAGAGUGUAAAUAUAUCUCUGUUCAUAGUUUUAUUUCUGAGAGUGUAUGUUUUAUGUGUGUUCAGUUGCAAGAAAGAAAAUGUUCAGCAUUUACUAUUGGUCAUGUGUGGCCAAGUUGUAAUGGUCCAUGACAUUGGAACACUCGAGUACCCUUUCCUUCAGAUGGAUGCAGAAUUCUUUCAUGUGAGGAAGACAAAAGUUUGAUGGUUGUACCCAGGGUUUCUUUAUGCACCCAUGUAAAUUUGAAAUGCCACUACUUUGUUGUUUUGCAGGUUGAAACUUCUAACAUGUCAAAUCAGAUGUACUUCAUACUUGUUAAAUAUAUAACAGAGAGAAAAUUAUGAAAUUAUAUUUCAUAGUAAUUCAUAUUUCAUAUCAUAUAGAAAUAUUUCAUAAUCAUAUAAAGUCUGCAAAUUAGUUAUGUACAGAUCUCCUCACCAUGUGUUUGUAAAUAAGUAUUAUUUUUCUGGCAAAGCUCAUAAAUGCCCGCAAAUGUAAAUAGAUACGAUUCAGUCAGUACACAAAGUCAUAUGACUUUGGAUACAGUAGUAUGUAAUUAGAUUCAGUUGUUAGCAGUACAUAUUGAUCUGUAAAAUACAGGAGAUUAAUUAGCACUUACUAUUAGCAACACAUAUUAAGUAGUGUCAUGUAGAGAUAAGAGUAUAAGUAAAAGAUUCAGGAAGAAAUUAAUGCCCAAAUUCACAGCACUUAUCUGAAGUAUAGUGUUAAAUGAUUUAAGUUUGGUUCUAUGGAUUGAAAUGUCUUGUAUGCAAAAUUAAGUCAUAUAUGCACUUUCUGGAACAUAUAGCUCUGUUCAGUUUUAUUUUUGAGUGUGUAAAUAUAGCUUGGCUCUGUUCAAUUUUUUUUCCAAAAGUGUAAAUAAAGCUCUGUUCAGUUUUAUUUUUAAGUGUGUAAAUUUAGCUCUGUUCAGUUACAUUUCCAAGAGUAAACAUAUAGCUCUGUUCAGUUUUAUUUUUGAUAAUAUACAUAUAGCUCUGUUCAGUUUUAUUUUCGAGAAUAUACAUAUAGCUCUGUUCAGUUUUAUUUCCGAGAGUAUACAUAUAGCUCUGUUCAGUUUUAUUUUUGAGUGUGUAAAUAUAGCUCUGUUCAGUUUUAUUUUUGAGUGUGUAAAUAUAGCUCUGUUCAGUUUUAUUUUUGAGUGUGUAAAUAUAGCUCUGUUCAAUUUUUUUUCCAAAAGUGUAAAUAAAGCUCUGUUCAGUUUUAUUUCUGAGUGUGUAAAUGUAGCUCUGUUCAGUUACAUUUCAGAGAGUGUAAAUAUAUCUCUGUUCAUAGUUUUAUUUCUGAGAGUGUAUGUUUUAUGUGUGUUCAGUUGCAAGAAAGAAAAUGUUCAGCAUUUACUAUUGGUCAUGUGUGGCCGAGUUGUAAUGGUCCAUGACAUUGGAACACUCGAGUACCCUUUCCUUCAGAUGGAUGCAGAAUUCUUUCAUGUGAGGAAGACAAAAGUUUGAUGGUUGUACCCAGGGUUUCUUUAUGCACCCAUGUAAAUUUGAAAUGCCACUACUUUGUUGUUUUGCAGGUUGAAACUUCUAACAUGUCAAAUCAGAUGUACUUCAUACUUGUUAAAUAUAUAACAGAGAGAAAAUUAUGAAAUUAUAUUUCAUAGUAAUUCAUAUUUCAUAUCAUAUAGAAAUAUUUCAUAAUCAUAUAAAGUCUGCAAAUUAGUUAUGUACAGAUCUCCUCACCAUGUGUUUGUAAAUAAGUAUUAUUUUUCUGGCAAAGCUCAUAAAUGCCCGCAAAUGUAAAUAGAUACGAUUCAGUCAGUACACAAAGUCAUAUGACUUUGGAUACAGUAGUAUGUAAUUAGAAUCAGUUGUUAGCAAUACAUAUUGAUCUGCAAAAUACAGGAGAUUAAUUAGCACUUACUAAUAGCAACACAUAUUAAGUAGUGUCAUGUAGAGAUAAGAGUAUAAGUAAAAGAUUCAGGAAGAAAUUAAUGCCCAAAUUCACAGCACUUAUCUGAAGUAUAGUGUUAAAUGAUUUAAGAUUGGUUCUAUGGAUUGAAAUGUCUUGUAUACAAAAUUAAGUCAUAUAUGCACUUUUUGGAACAUAUAGCUCUGUUCAGUUUAAUUUUUGAGUGUGUAAAUAUAGCUUAGCUCUGUUCAAUUUUUUUUUCCAAAAGUGUAAAUAAAGCUCUGUUCAGUUUUAUUUUUAAGUGUGUAAAUUAAGCUCUGUUCAGUUACAUUUCCAAGAGUAAACAUACAGCUCUGUUCAGUUUUAUUUUUGAGAAUAUACAUAUAGCUCUGUUCAGUUUUAUUUUCGAGAAUAUACAUAUAGCUCUGUUCAGUUUUAUUUUUGAGUGUGUAAAUAUAGCUCUGUUCAGUUUUAUUUUUGAGUGUGUAAAUAUAGCUCUGUUCAGUUUUAUUUUUGAGUGUGUAAAUAUAGCUCUGUUCAGUUUUAUUUUUGAGUGUGUAAAUAUAGCUCUGUUCAGUUUUAUUUCUAAGUGUGUAAAUAUAGCUCUGUUCAGUUACAUUUCAGAGAGUGUAAAUAUAUCUCUGUUCAUAGUUUUAUUUCUGAGAGUGUAUGUUUUAUGUGUUUUGUGCGGAAGACAAAAGUUUGAUGGUUGUACCCAGGGUUUCUUUGUGCACCCAUGUAAAUUUGAAAUGCCACUACUUUGUUGUUUUGCAGGUUGAAACUUCUAACAUGUCAAAUCAGAUGUACUUCAUACUUGUUAUAUAUAUAACAGAGAGAAAAUUAUGAAAUUAUAUUUCAUAGUAAUUCAUAUUUCAUAUCAUAUAGAAAUAUUUCAUAAUCAUAUAAAGUCUGCAAAUUAGUUAUGUACAGGUCUCCUCACCAUGUGUUUGUAAAUAAGUAUUAUUUAAGUACAUUGAUGUAUAAUUAUAUCAGUUUCAGUUUGAUAUAUCAAAAGGGAUGCAGAGGGACCCCUAGCUUGUAUAGUGAUGCCAAAUUAGUAGUCAAAGACUUAUCAAUAUGGGAACCUGAUAGGGGGUAAAUGAGAUGUAUAUGUAUGUGAUUGACAAGUGUGAGUUUGUGUGUUAGGUAAAGUGACCAAUGAAUGAUAAUUGUUAAUUAAUGUAAUUAGGGAGUUAGGGCAGGAAGUGAAUGUUGAUUGCAAGAGAGGAAUAAAGGGUGUGUCUUGAUUUAAGAGAAAGGGAGCUGAGAGAAACAAAUUGUUAGUUAAUCAUGUUAAUAAAAGUUCAGUGGCAGACUUAGAAAAUAUAUCUUGGAAUUAU